Odontomachus brunneus is the source of this 889-nucleotide messenger RNA. RefSeq lists its product as uncharacterized. The record is from RefSeq and is a predicted model, not a curated record. Bases 332 to 889 code for a protein of 185 amino acids. NCBI's taxonomy places the organism in Eukaryota, Metazoa, Arthropoda, Insecta, Hymenoptera, Formicidae. The transcript is spliced from 5 exons.
CCGCCAUUGACACAUCGAACGACAUCGCUCCGCGUUUCACACGUCUUUUGUGUAUUAUCAGUCAAGUCCUACGCGCAUAUAAGUAUUGGGAGUGACGAGACAGCGAUGUGCGAUCGUCAGGACGUAACGGUGGUCCAAAUUAUGCGCGCCACGCUCCGCCGAGCUCGUCGAGCGCUACUCAGCCGUUCGUGUAGGAGCAAUCGACCGGUCGAGCACACGCAUUUCAAAGGUCGAAGUGACCUCUUAUGAGCGCGGAUAACUUCAAAAUCUCAUCAGCCAGCCAGCCUGUCUUUGAUAUCGAGAAAGACGGGAGGAAAGGUAUCUACAAAUAAUGCGCAAUACUUCUACAAGGUGCAACCGUGUUGUGAACGAUCCUUCACACGAAGACAUCGGUCGUAAUUUUGCAGUAGUUAAAAGGUCGAAAUUUCAGGCUCGAGGUCGGCAGUACACAGCAAUUUCAACUCCGAAUAGCACGAUGGACGAGCGAUUCACUGCUGACUCUCCCGACGGCAGAGUUUCCCGAGAUGUUCAUUUAUCGCUGUACGAUGCACGGUUUCGGAGUUAUGGCUCUUUGAAGUUCAUUUAUCGUGGCGAGCGUGCGGAUACUUAUGGCUGUCGCUGUACCUCUAACACGACGAAGGAACCGAGCGGCUGGUUCUACCGCCGCGGCCUGUUAAAAUAUCGCGCUGAUUGGGCGCGAUUAUGCUUAAAGGAUGACUUUUCGAUGCGCGAGGAAUUCGUGGGGCCCGUACAGAUGUCACCUGAUGAGGUAGUAUCGAAAUUCAGUCCAUUUCCUGUACAGGUACUUACACGUAUAUAUAUAUAUAUACAUAUAUCUAGGAUUCUUUCUUUUUUUCAUCAAACAGACGUAUGUACGAUAGCUGGAUAA